CUCACUGUCUCAACGUGGGAAUUGCCCGCUCCUCGUAGUCCUCGUACGAGUUGCGCGGAACACUUUUGUUGCGCCUGCGGAGUGAUCCUUGCCGGCUAGACAUUGGCGAACUGUGGCGUGAAGCAACUGCGAGCUACACGUUACUUUAGUCGUAUUUCACCUGGUUCUUCAAUAACAUACUUCUGUAUCAUUGCUUACGUUCUCCGGAUAGCAUAAAUAAUAGUGGACAACAUGCCGGAGAGUUAUACGGGAAAAGAUGCGUGGCUGCAAAUCCAGAGCUUACUGAACAGCAUAAACCACAUUCUAAUUUUCCUGGUGGCUGUCUUCUAUUUCAUCCUCGCCCGCAGCUUGGAGUUCAAGGAUACUGCCAUGCAUAUGUUUCUAUGUGGAACCGGAUUCCACGUCCUAAUGGCCCAAGCCAUGAUGUCACACUACAAGGUAAAUCCUCUCACCCGAUGGAUGUCGCACCGCAACAAGUCGCGCUUUCAUGCUGUCGUGCAAAUCGUGGGCAGUUUCAUGAUUCUCUUGGGAGCUGCCGGUAAAUUUUCCAGUAAAGAUGUGCACUUCAACACCUGGCACGGACGUGUAGGAGCUCUGGCUACCCUCGGUUGUGUGGCUGGCAUUUUGGGAGGAUUGGUGAAUUAUUUCCAGCCAAAGUUCGCCCUGAAGAUGCAUCCUGUAUCGGAACUGCGCUUCCGGCACAACCUAGGCGGCAUUGUCACAUUUACUGUUGGUAUGGGAGCAAUCUUCCUGGGCUACUAUUCAAAGUUCUUCACCAAGUUUGUGGACAAUGACUUCAUUCCGGCCUUGAUGCUAGUCACCACUAUCGUCUAUGUGCUGUCUGUGAUUGCACCGGUAGCAUCCCUGUUACCAAAGCUGAGGUACAGGGCUAGGACGAAGGAGGUGGCAAAGAGUUCAUAACUCGAGAUGGAGCUAAAAACCAUAGAGGCUAACUAAAUAAAUAGAUUGGCUUGACGCCAAAUGCAA
This is a messenger RNA of Drosophila ananassae, 987 nucleotides long. Its product is annotated as transmembrane reductase CYB561D2. Gene Ontology annotation, molecular function: transmembrane monodehydroascorbate reductase activity. NCBI's taxonomy places the organism in Eukaryota, Metazoa, Arthropoda, Insecta, Diptera, Drosophilidae. The record is from RefSeq and is a predicted model, not a curated record. Bases 232 to 921 code for a protein of 229 amino acids. The transcript is spliced from 4 exons.